CCUGUAUCUCACUCACAUUCAUUUUUAAACAAAUAGUAAACAAAAUUCUAGUAAAUACUACUACACUACUUUACUUUUACAUCGUUUCAUUGUGUAGAUAAUAAAAAUGAACGAGAUUGAAGAAAGGCUGGCCUCAGAUAAUCCAGCAUAUAUUUGUACUUUAUUUUCUAAACUUGUGUCAGUAAUUGAAAAAAAGCAAGAUGAAGUUGUUACCAAUGAAAAUAGACAACUUGAAUUAUUACAGUUCUUGGAAAGGAAGUGUAUUGAUAAGAAUUCAUUAGUUGCUCUCACAGCUGCUAGGGCACUUUUGAAACUGGUGCAGGAUGGUAUUGUAGACAAAAACAAAGUACUACUUGACUUGACUUCAACUAUAGUUGCAACUGAAUCAUACAGUGGUUUAUGUUAUUUACUAAAUGAAAUGCUGGUAAUUAAGAUGGUACAAAAUGAAGGGAUCUAUUAUAAUUUAUGGUCACCACAGCAUCCCCUGGUAAGUGUCAUGAAUCAACAUUUUAAGAGUAGUGUGGAAAUUUUCUAUAAUAUUGAGAACACCUGUGUUAUUAAUCAGAGAAGUUAUAUUACAAAACUGUAUUGGCCCAUUUAUUACUAUUUGUUUUGUAAUCCAGAAAGUCAGUUGAAUACACCGAUUCUUUAUAAGUAUUGGAACCUUUUACUAAAGGAAACUGAUAAUGAGCACAUGAACUUAAUGUUUAAUAUAGUAAGCUGGAUGCAGUUUCAUAACUCAAAUAGAUUAUUAAUUAUAAUUGAUUUCUUGCUGCAAUGUCUUGAAGUACAUAUAAUAGAUAAGAGCACGUACAUUGUUGAAGCACUAGCAGUUUUUCUGUCAUCUUUACUACAUGAUGUAAUUAAACUUGGGUUGAAUCCUAUAAGUAUUAUCAGAAGCUUACAGAAAACUUUAAACUUUUUAAUGCAUUCUAGUAGUUCUAAUUUAAUUGUUCUACUGAUUUCUAGCAGUUUAAUUGACUGCCCAGUGAAUUAUUUAACAGAUUUACUAAUUUUAUGUGAAAUGCUUCUAAAAAGUGCCGACAUUAAUGAGUUGUCCUUGAGGUGUUUACAGAUAUCAUUAUUUAAUUGGAUGGUCUUCAAGAGUGACUUAUUAGAAAUGAAAUAUAUUAAAAGAAUGAUAAUUAGAAUUGAAAAAAUAACAGAGCAGAUAAAUAAUGGAACUAAAAAGGAUAAUUUAACGUUUAAUUGUCUUGUUAAAAAGCUAAAAAGUAAUCAGUACAACCUGCACAUAGCAUUUGAGUUGUAUACACUUUGUAAUUAUCUUAAUGCUGAUGUAUUUAUCUUUUGGCUUGCCAGAUUCUCAAGUAAUAUGAAUGAAGUGCUUUCAAAGAAUUUAUUUAUAUUUUUAUGUGGAAUGAUUUUAUUCAAAUCAUUAAAUGAAAAUGCAAUUAACGAAUUGCUUCAACUUCUAAUACAUCUGGUAAAGAAACACAACUGUUAUUCAACAUUACUGUUGACAGCUGUAUUGUACAAACUUUCAUGUACAAAAAAUCCAGAGAUGCAUUUCAUAUUAUUGAAGACAUUUCCGCAUCUAAUAAUCUGCAAAGAAAACGUUCCUUUCAUCUUUCAUACAUUGGAGUCACUCAGGAGUAGCACCAUUCCAGUACGGACAUUUAUAAUGAAGUUGCAUUUUGAUAUUUGGAACCUAGACCCAAAAUAUUACAUUAAUUUACAAAAUUUGUUGACUGAGAAGAUACACAAGAUAUCUUUAGAUGAGGAUUUAGAAGUUAAUGUGGUAAAGUCGAAAAUCUUGAGAGAAAUAUGUAUAAAAAGGCCGGAAUUAUAUGGGGGCGAAUUAGUGAGUUUCUUAUCUGAAGUUUUGAAUAAAUAUAGGCACAAGAAUGGAUCUUUACCAUCUUCGUUAGCUUUAGAAGGAAUUUCAGCCUUGUGUAAGGCUGGGAUUGUUGAUAUAUUUAGCACAUUAAAGGAACUUUUUCCAAAAUUCAGAUCAGAUACUAGAGAUCGAGUGUUAAUAAGUUUUUGUAACUUGGUAAGCACAGUACCCGAUUAUUUUGAAGAAUCUGAAAGAUGUGUUAGUUUAUCACAAGAAGUCACGACGUUGUUGUGGGAAUUCGCCACACAAUCGGGAGAUAAAAACGUUAGACGUUCGGCUUACGAAGGCCUAAGUAAUUUCAAAAUCGAAGACAUAAGCGACACUAUGCCAGAGAGAUAUAAAAUUUGUACAAAUGAUGUUCUGCCGGCAUUUGGUUUAGUUAACUGCGAAUGCUGGAUAAAUAUUUUAAAAAGUUCUCCUGAAGACACUUUAGACGCCAUCGGUACUAUGCUAUUUAGAUUAAUUGAGAUAGAAAUAAUCGAAUUUCGACCUAGAAUUUACCAGGUUCCAGAAGGUGGACGAGAACCCGACACAUACAAUUAUUUAUCAGUUUAUAGUCCCUUGAGAGCCAUAACAAACUACGUGAAAUUAAACGUGCAAAAGAUGAAGUUGAAUGCAGCUUAUUUGCAGUGCUUGAGAGUUUUAAGUCUAGAAUAUAAAAAGCCGUUACCCCCCUUGGACUGGUGUUUUUUACAAGAAUUAGUUCAUUAUAAACAAGCCAAGUUUUUUUGUAUUUGUAUUGCUUCUCAUCAAGUUCGGUCAUCAGGAUCUGCCCGACGUUUUAUGGAAAAUAUCGUGGUCGCAUUGACAACAAACGAACAUGAGUGUUUGGAUGUUUUUCAAAACUUGAGGUUUUUAUGCGACAGCAUACAGCCUGCGAUAUUGAGGCCUUUUAUAAAGAAUGCUUUAACUUAUUCCCUAAAGUUAUACGAUGAAGACGAACAUUUUUUUAAUACUAUAAACACGUGUUUGAAAAGCACGUUGAGCAGACAUGAUAUUCAUGAAGCAAAUAGAGCUACUAUUAGCGACGUUUUAGUUUACGUUAUAAAAAAUGCAGACCAAAAGAGUCCAAGUUUUGAAAGCAUUUUAAAAACGACUGCAGAGCUGUCGAAAAACUAUGUUUCAAAAUUUAACUUGGACAGAACGUCGAUAUGGAAAUUUCUGUUGUUCGUAAAAGUUCGGAUUGCAAAAGCUCUAUACUCGAAAGAAAAUCACUUUAGUUGGUUAAAUGAGAUUUUUAAUGUAGAAGACUACACUCAGGGGUAUAUCGGAAUAUUUAUAAUGACUUAUAAUAUAAUGAAUAAACUUUUGUAUGCCUACAGAGAACAAAUAGUAAUUUUACAAGAAGUUGUUAAGGUUAUUAAAAAAUACAAGAAUGAUCCUUCAGUUAGAGUGUGGAUUCUAGAACUGCUAGGUCAAACUCAAGCACUCAUAGUGGACAACGGGAGCACAGAAAAACGAUUAAAUUUUCUUUGCAGUACUAUUGUAAUUUCGUUCAUUUUUCUAACGGAUCAAGAUAUCUUAAUACUUAAUCCCCUAGAGAUUAUAAAGGACAGUAACAUGGCCUUAACGUUGUUUCCGUCCAGCGUAUAUGGUGCAGUUAAGACAAAUUUAUGGCAGGAAUAUGUGCCACAGCUUUUAGAAUGGCUUUAUAACAUGUCCAACUGUAAAUUUAUUAUGUUUUCUUAUCAAACUACCUUUUAUCAAACUCUCUCAGCUUUGAGACACGAGAAGGCUUUCGGACGUAAAUUAUAUUGGUUGAAAUACAUGGACAGAAAAAUGGAUAUUAUUUCGUAGGAAUAGAGGAACAAUUUUUAAUGUGUUCUGCUGUAUCUCUUCGCAAGCGUUUCAAACAACGACAGGAAUCUCUGGCAGACAUACGGAUGAAGAUCGCUAAAGUGAGCAGACAUGUUAG
Messenger RNA from Agrilus planipennis (emerald ash borer), 3773 nucleotides. RefSeq names its product focadhesin. The record is from RefSeq and is a predicted model, not a curated record. Bases 107 to 3655 code for a protein of 1182 amino acids. The transcript has 14 exons. Gene Ontology annotation, biological process: regulation of post-transcriptional gene silencing. NCBI's taxonomy places the organism in Eukaryota, Metazoa, Arthropoda, Insecta, Coleoptera, Buprestidae.